Molecule: messenger RNA, 4750 nt
Organism: Coturnix japonica (Japanese quail)
Lineage: Eukaryota; Metazoa; Chordata; Aves; Galliformes; Phasianidae
Gene: TMX4
Product: thioredoxin related transmembrane protein 4
Cellular component (GO): endomembrane system
Molecular function (GO): disulfide oxidoreductase activity
Source: RefSeq, a predicted model, not a curated record
GGGGCCGCCCUCACUUCCUGGUCCGGGCGGGGGCAACAUGGCGGCUAGUGGCGGUGUGGUUCUGCUUUUGGUGGUCGCGUUCGGUCCUCUCGCCGCUUCGUUUUUCUCCUCGUCGCCCGUGGGCAGCCCCGGCGGGCCGCGGAGCCGCGUGCAGGUGCUGAGCGGCUCCAACUGGAGCCUGGUGCUGCAGGGCCAGUGGAUGGUGGAGUUCUAUGCUCCUUGGUGUCCAGCUUGUCAACAGAUUGAAUUGAUAUGGGAGAGCUUUGCCAAAGAAAGUGAGAAGUUGGAUAUCACUGUGGGAAAGGUGGAUGUUACUCAAGAGCCAGGAUUGAGUGGUCGUUUCUUUGUCACAACACUUCCUACAAUCUACCAUGCGAAUGAUGGAGUAUUUCGCAGAUACCGAGGCUCACGGACAUUGGAAGAUCUUCAAAGUUACAUUUUGGAGAAAAAAUGGGAAGCUGUGGAGCCCGUAGCAGGAUGGAAGUCUCCAUCUUCUAUAAUGAUGCAUGGUAUGGCAGGACUAUUUCAUCUCUCUGGGUGUAUCAGGCAAAUUCAUAACUACCUCACUGACACUCUUGGAUUUCAUGUUUGGAUGUCUUACGCAGUCUUCAUCUUGGCUACCUUACUGAUUGGCCUGUUCCUGGGUUUGAUGCUGGUUUUGAUUUCAGACUGCCUUUGUCCAUCGAAGUCGAAUUACAGAAACGAAACAUCUGAGGUAAUUACAAAGGAGAAUAUGGAGAAUGCAGAGAAUGCAGUGUUGGAAGAACCGGAGGAGGCCACAGAGCUUUCUGCAGAUGAUGCAGAAGAGGCUGCAGAGGUAAAAGAUCUCUCAGAAGGAGAAGAUGCACCAAAUUCAAGUGUUGAUGACUCUGAAGAGGACUUGGCACUUGGAAAAGAAUCAGGUGAAGAAGAAGAAAUGGAAGACUUGAACGAGCAGCCUUUGGCUGAUUCAGAGACUGAAAGCUCAGUAAGACAGCGUCGAAGUCAGGUGGCUGAUCAUGGACUGUAGUUUCUGGGGCGUAUUUUAUACACUUGGACCAAAGAAGUAUCAGACCCUGGGUCUGAAGCUGAAGCUUACACUUGAUUUAUCACUUGUGUUUACGGAAAACCUCUGCUCUUUUAGCAGGCUUUUCUUUUUCUUUUAAACUAGUAAUUAUUCACUGAGGUUUUUUUAUAGGUGUAUAUGCUGUGUAUUGUAUAACUUCAGCCAUGACAAUCAAAGUGAGCGUUAUUAUGUUUUUGUAGACUUGUAAGGGAAAAGGGGGUGAUGGAGUCUCAGCACUGACCUAAACAAGGCAAGGACUUUGAAUUCUUAAGUAGCUUGGAAGGCCUGUGACUUAUCUGUCUGAAUGUUAAUUUUUUCCUAAAGCCACACAAGCACUGGAUCAGCAAUAGAGCAGUGGAAGGAGAUUCUUUUACUAGUCUUCUGUUUAAAGACAUUGUAUACAAUUGAUUUAUUUUUAUUGCUUUCAACUGAAGCACCUUUCUAUCUUUCUUUAACAUUUAUUUUGAAAGUAUAUCAUGCGGUGUCCUUUGCUUUGUGCCCUGGUUUGUGUAGCCCCAGAUUUUUUUCAGACUGUGGUAAUUCAGAGGCUUGCUGCACAGCUUAGGCUUGUCAGCUGUUGUUUUUUGUUGGGUUGUUUUUUUCUGACCCAAGAAGUUUGAAUAAUCAAAAGCUUCAGGCCCAUGAAGAAUGACAGCUAGAUGCUUAAAUAUAUUUGUAAAAGAGAUUUAAAAGAAAUUAGUUUGGUCAGGGAAAACUUCUGCCAAAGCAUGACUCUUUUCUUUGGAGACUGUAGCAAGAAGUGCUCUUUUUGCAGCCAUAGAAUUGUGUAUUUCCUCCCCAACACAGGCUUGGCACAUGCAGUGCAUUUCUGCUGUUUCCACCUCAGAGUGGCUUUGGCAGAGCUCAAAGUGCUGUGGUGGUGGUAUUAAUUGAGGGGGCACUUAAGGGUUCACCUUUGUCACUUUUCUACUUUGUUACUAGAUUCAGCACAUUAGGAAAAGGGGGGGUCAGGGAUGAAAAGCAAGGAGAAGCUUUUGGUUUUGCUACUUUCAUCAAGGUAAAUGUAUAUCAAACUAUAUAAAGUGAAAAUGGCUUGCCGGGUAGACAACAUUAGAUAUGAUUAGCAAACUAAGUCAUUAAUGGUAUCUGUAUUUUCCUCCUUUGGUUGACUUGGUUAAUGGCUUUUUAGGUAAAGAAUAUUUACAGUGAGAUCGUGAAUGUUCCUAAUUUGACAUGUAAUCUCAUGUGCAUAAGAUGUAUCUUAAGAUUAACUUUUUUUUAUAUUGCAUAAAACUUGCUAAUGUGCAUGAAUUUCAUCUAGAAUAAAGAGUAAUCAGAUGAAAUCAUUUCUCUUACUAGAAGAGAAGUUGCAAGUGCAAAAAUCUAGUUUCCUUUGAGACUGAUAUUAUUAGGGCCAAUUUGUCUUGAAAUUUGACUUUUAAUGCUCAUAAGAGAGCAUAUUUACUCAACUUUACAAAGAAAGCUGAGCUUAACUGUUGCAUAUUGUGUCUUGGAACCAUAUAGUAGAAAGUUUAAAAUUUUCUUUAUACAACUGUAACAGAUAAUAUUACUCUGCAUAUAUUAAAUACAAUUUUUUAUGGAGCGUGCUGAGUUGGACUUGAAUCUCAUUCUCCAGUAGUGGAGAUAUGUAAAUAUGCUUUCGCAUAUGUGGAGGCAAUACAGUUGCACUAUAAAGUGAGCAGUUGUUUUGUGUUAUCUAUGUAUUCUUCCAUGUAAUUAAGAAGCUGUAGAAUCUCACAGGCUGCAGGACUCCAUGUCAGUUCAGAUAGAUUUAAUUAUUUUUUUUUUAAAGGUCAAACUAAGCACGUAUUUGCAAAACUUAAAUAUUUGUAGCUGCUGUAGAGGGAAAAACUGUGUAAGAGCACAGAGCACAGUUUUGUCAUUUCUAGGACAUAUUUGCUUUUUUCAUUAUCUAAAAUGCAAAUGAGACUUGAGCGUAUUUUGUGAGAUGACUGGGGACUGGUGUUACUUGGGCUUGUCUAAGAUAAGAACUGAUGUAUCCUUUCAAUCAUGGGUCCAAAGCUUCUUCAUGCUGAGGAAUAUGGAAGAACCGCAUCCAACAUAGGUUGAUGACAGCGAUGCCUUUGUGUACAGAAGAAAACAUUUUAAACUGUGUAGGGCAUUGUGACAUUUGUAAUGUGUCAGAAAGAAUAUGUAAGUAUUAAACUUCAUUCAGUUUCUUUCUACUUCUUUAAUAAUGUAGAGCCAGUCAUCUGAAUUUCUCUCUGUCUGUUUAGAGAUGCUCCAAACUUUGAAAAAUACGGAACAUCCUUAUUCCUCCCAGUGGCUUUGUCUUACACUGCUGAGAAUAUGAUAUAUUAAAGAAGUAUUAAGUGUUACGUCCUGUGUAUGCUCAGGAUCAGGUAUUUGGGCUUUUUGAAUGUUGAUAUGAAUGAGGUGUUCUCACAAGUGUUGUAUUCCAUUGUGCUGUCCUUGGUAUUUUUUUUUUCUUUUUAAGAACAAAAACCCCACAGAAGUGACACCUUGUCUGAGCAGGUGCACGGUUUCUGAGAAGAUGUCAAAAAGAUCAGAAACUGUUGUUCGAUUGUCUGUAGUCUUAAUUUACAGUUCUUGUUUUUGUGUAUCUCUGUUAUGUAUGGAUUAUUUGAAAUGAUGUCUGUAUUUUCCAUUGUAAUGAGCCAGACUACCAGAUCACUCUGAUGUGAAGAGAUUAAGUAAGCAGGCAGCAAGUGACAGCAGUACAUCUCUUUGUAGGUCUUCCUUGUGAAUCUGGGUGUCACUAAUUGGAAGCUUCUAAGGCUUCUCAAACAAUAUAACCUGCAUGUCAUUGGUCCUAUGUUUUUUAUGAAUAAAUUAGGAAGUAUGCUAACUUGGGUUUGACUGUAUUUGACAUGUAUAGCACUAUCUUAUUCCAGAGUUCAGCAAGUUAUGCUUAAAUGGUUGCAUAGCAGUUCCUAUUCUAAACUCUAAUCUUCAGCUUGACUUAACGUUUGCAAGAAAAUGUUGUAGCGUGGUAUUACAGACCAUUGCUGAAUUGUAAUAUUGUGUCUGGCAGACAACUAAGAAGUAGCAUGCUCUGUAAAGGUCUUUCUGUUAAGCCAAAGUGUAGCCACUGUACAGUAAGCAUGCAGUGUCAGUGUAUGUUCUAGAGUCAGCUGCUCUCCACUAAGAUGCAUUUCAGCUGAAUCAUACAGAUGCGGUACUUAGUAGAUAUUACUGUAGUAUUUGAUCAUUAUGUUGCCUUUAAAGUCGGUAUGAACAUCUUGUGCAAGAUGAGUGUUCUGUCAUCUGUCCUCUGUUAAGAUUGAUGUGUGUUUUUUAUUUAAUGGAAGUUCCUGCAAUCUCAGUAUAGUCAAAAUGUCCAUGGAGAAGCUGCUCUGAGCGCUGUUCAGAACAUUUUGGUUAAGGAUAAAGCUGUUAAACGUGAGGCUUGAAAACUAGAGCUAUAUGUAAAACAUGACUGAAGAUUUUUGAGAGCCAAUGUAAAUUUUGCAUGUGCCACUUUAAAAACCAGUCCUUGAUGGGUCUGAAUAUGAAUUCAUGAAGUCAAGUCACUCAAAAAAAUCCAGUGGGUUCCUUUUUAAAGAGGCUAGAAAUGCAGCCUUUCACAACUGCUGUCCUAGAGAUUUGUGUGAAAUGUGUGUACAAGUCUUGGAAUGCUGUAUAUGCUGCGCCUGUUCUGGGCAACACUUGCUCUGUGGGCUGUCUUCACUGAAAUGUCAUACAGAAUCUUUUAUAUUAAAGUUUCGCAGAUUUAUUCUA